This is a messenger RNA of Auxenochlorella protothecoides, 993 nucleotides long. Its product is annotated as putative sugar kinase YihV. The transcript is spliced from 6 exons. Lineage: Eukaryota; Viridiplantae; Chlorophyta; Trebouxiophyceae; Chlorellales; Chlorellaceae. Bases 1 to 993 code for a protein of 330 amino acids. The record is from RefSeq and is a predicted model, not a curated record.
AUGAAGGAGCCCCGCCCGGCUCAGCUCGACUGCGCGGUCCUGGGUCUGGGGUCCUGUGGUCUGGACACCCUGGCCCUCGUGGACUCCUUCCCCGCCCCUGACGAAAAGAUCCGCGCCAGACGGCUUUUGAUCCAGGGCGGCGGUAACUGCGCCAACGCCCUCACUGCCGCUGCACGUCUGGGUGCACCCGUGGCCAUCAUCAGCAAGGCAGGGAGUGACGCUGCUGGAAGCAGCAUUGAGGCUGAGUUGCAGGGGGAGGGCAUCGACACCCAGUGCCUUCUGUUCUCCAAGACCGGCCCCUCGCCCACAACCUACAUCAUAGUGGAUGCAGCAGGCAUUCCUGUCCUGGUGGAGGCGGAAAAGCCACGGCCGGGGCUUGAUGUCCUGCUGCAAGGCGCUCAGUAUGUGUACACCAACGCCACCUUCCCCAAGACGUGGACCCAGGAACUCUCGCUGGGCUCCGCCCUGCUGUGCAUGUUGGGGAGACUGACCUCAGCCCGCUGGCUGGUCACCACACUGGGUCCGAGCGGGUUGGUGGCAUUCCAACGGCAGGAAGGCAGUGGUGAGCCGAUCGGCAGCGGGGCAGACCUCGACCGACUCAUGCAAAAGCUCUGGGGCGAGGCCGAUGCACGCAGGAAGGGCAUCGAAGGCUCCGAGGAGGCCGCUUGCACAGCGCUGAAUGGAUCACUGGUCAGGGUGGGCGCCUGUGCCUCAGGGCAUCUACAACUCCAGGAUGGGACGGGGUUUGGCGUCCUGGUGCAUCAAGCCGCAAGCCUGGAGACGGUCGUUGACACCACGGGCGCUGGGGACGCCUUCCUGGGCUCGCUCCUGGUCAGUGUGUCUGUUGGUGCCAGCCUGGAAGCUGCCGCGAAGCUGGGCACGGUUGUCGCUGCGGCCAAGUGCACUGAGCUGGGGGCGCGGACGGGCAUGCCCCACCUAGCCCAGCUGCACCCCUCCCUGCAAGGUGUGCUGGAGAGCAGGAGAGCAGCAUGA